Messenger RNA from Necator americanus (New World hookworm), 357 nucleotides. RefSeq lists its product as uncharacterized. The transcript is spliced from 4 exons. Lineage: Eukaryota; Metazoa; Nematoda; Chromadorea; Rhabditida; Ancylostomatidae. The record is from RefSeq and is a predicted model, not a curated record. The coding region runs from base 1 to 357 and encodes 118 amino acids.
AUGGAAUCAUGUCACGUGCCUGCUCCCGAUGCACGUGUUGAAGCGAACAAGCAUUACUCUCAAGACACCACUCAUACUUUCUUAUAUUUCAUCGAUGUAGUUGUCAUGGAUAAGACAACUGUUCGUUUUUAUACGAAUAACAAAAAAAGUAAGCUUGCUCUUGGAAUUACCUCAUUCACCAAAAUUUUCUAUUCAUUCCGGACGAACAUAUGGAAGGUCAACGAGCGCAAACCAAGUGCAGCGCGAUACUUGCAGAUAAUUAAAGUGGAUAAUAGAGAUAGAGUGGAUAAUAGAGUUUUCGACACCACUUUUUUGCAUGUGUGUAGUGAGAAGAAGAGAAGCGACGUUUGGAAAUAG